Molecule: messenger RNA, 1881 nt
Organism: Rhagoletis pomonella (apple maggot)
Lineage: Eukaryota; Metazoa; Arthropoda; Insecta; Diptera; Tephritidae
Gene: Pex13
Product: probable peroxisomal membrane protein PEX13
Exons: 4
Coding region: 191-1546 (451 amino acids)
Biological process (GO): protein import into peroxisome matrix, docking
Cellular component (GO): peroxisome; peroxisomal importomer complex; peroxisomal membrane
Molecular function (GO): protein binding
Source: RefSeq, a predicted model, not a curated record
AUUUUUUUAAUCUUUCAGUCAACUGUCAUCCUACGGACUGUCAUUCUGUGCAUUUGUUAAAAAGUCCAGUGGUUUUUUAGGCCAUUGUUUUUGUACGCGAAUCAAGAGCAUUGAUAAAGUCAACGUAGAGGAUUUAGCUCAAAGUCCAAGUAGUACGUAAAUUGGCUGGCGACCAAAGGGCUCUUAAACCAUGGUCGAUAUCGGUGACAGCGCCAAUAACUUCCGAAGCCCGGUGCUGGUUGAACCGAAUCUAAUACCUCCGUCUGGUAUAGCAGCUGGAGCUGGAGUUAGCAUGAUGGGAGGCACAAGCGACACACAACUACGUACACCCUUCGCUGGUAAUGUACGAUCAUUGCAACCACCACCACUGCCCCAGUCACCUUAUGGUGUGACCCCUAGUAGCUACAAUGCUAAUACCGGUUUUGGCGGAUAUGGUGGUUAUGCGGGUUAUAAUGGAAUCGGCAACGCUAUUGGUUCAUAUGGUGGUUAUGGUAGCUUUGGUGGCUUUGGUUCGUAUGGAGGUUACGGUGGUGGUUUUGGCAGCGCAUACAAUCGUUUUGGUAUGGGAGGCAUUAAUCCGAUGGAUCCUGAGACGCGCUUCAUACAAUUGGCUGAGGCUAGCUCCCGACCUGCGUUCGAAAGUAUUGAAUCGCUUGUUUCAGCCAUUGGAAACAUAGCUGCAAUGUUGGAUUCUACAUUUUUUGCACUCACUAGCUCAUUCCGUGCAAUAUUGGGCGUGGCAGCAAACUUUGGACGCUUGCGUGGUGUAUUCGCACAAUUUUGGCAGACAUUUGCCGUAUAUCGUGGAUUAACAUGGAUAUAUAAGAAAAUACUUUACUGGCUGCGCUUAUCGGAAAUGGAUCCAUCAAGCGAAAAAUUCAAGCAAGCUUUUGCUGAGGCUCUAAAUGAUUCAUCACAACAACCAGGCGCCCCUAAGCUACCACGCAAGGGUCAAUCACCAUGGCCAGUACUGGCUUUUAUAAGCUUCAUUUUUACAGCACCAUAUCUAAUAAUGAGGCUCUUGGGCACAGUAACAAAUACUGCACAGGAAGAGGCACGAAAUCCAACCAAAUGGAUGAAUCCCAUAGAAACAAUCGCAAUGUAUGAUUUUCAAGCAAGAAAUCCCAGUGAGUUGAGUAUAAAAUGCAAUCAACCACUACUGAUUGCACCGAAGGAGAUACAGAAUACCCUAGGCAUGCUAAAUACUGGCUGGGCAACUGCCUGUACCGUGGAUCGUCAGAGUGUUGGUAUAAUACCAAUAAAUUAUGUUAAGAGCCCACAACAGUUGCGGGAAGAACAACUGCAACAACAACACAUUCAGCAGCAGCUUCCUAUGAUGAAAAGUACGACGCAGAAAGAACCAAAAAUAAACACCGAACCGCAACCGUCGUUAAUGGACUUAUCAACAGCAUCUUUUCGUGCACCGCCCGUAAUGCAGCAAAAGGGUAAUGUUUUAGAUGUGCCAGAUUUCGACAUCGCACCGCAGCCUGUGGGUCCAUUCAGCACAGCUGCGAUGUUAGCUGCAAGUGGUAGCAGUGAAGUAUAAUUUGAUGAAUUUUAACCCGAUUUUACUUUUUGUUAUCUUAAGCCAAUUCUAUAUAUUUAUAAAUUGUCAAAUAAUUCCAGUUUUUUUGUAGUUAGUGUAUAAUGUAUAAGUUAAGUACUGAGAAUUGCCAAUAAUGUAUUUGUUUUAACUUAAAUGGGUGUUAUAAAAAAAGCGAGCAAAAUUUUAUACACAAGCGAACAUUUUUGCUUCAUAUCUUUAAGUUUUGGUUUGUAUAGGUUUUUGGUUUAUUUGAUAUUGCUUUAAGGAUUUAUUAUUGCAAAGCCCUACGAAUGAAAUAAAAAAUAUAUAGAUACAUAUAUACUAUAAACUGAAAA